AUGGGGGGCUCCCCAAAGGCAGCAGCGGAAGCAGCAGCACUGGGGCCCAGGGCCCCUGUGCUGCGCCUCAAGGAGCCAGUGCUGCUGGCCGACAGCAGCAGCAGCAGCAGCAACAGCAUUAUAAAGCGCAUGGACAGCUUCAGCACCGCCAGCAGCAGCAGCCGCAGCAGCAACACCAACAGCAGCAGCACCCCCUCAGCAAGGGACAGCAGCAGCCCUUUCGGCAGCAGCUGCAGCGGGAGAAGUCCCAGCAGCAGCAGCAACACCCCAAGCAGCAGCAGAAAUAUCCCCAGCAGUAGCAGCAGCAGCAGCAGCAGUCCCAGCAGCAGCAGCAGCAGCAGCAGCAGCCCCAGCAGCAACAGCAGCAGCAGCAGGAGAGGCGGCCCCAGCAGCAGCACCCCGAGCAGCAGCAGCAGCAGCAGCAGCACCCCGAGCAGCAGCAGCAGCAGCAGACGGGGCGCCCCGCGGGGGGGCCUGCUGCUGCAGCAGCAGCAAGCAGCAGCAGGCAGCCACACGGAGACAGAAGCACCGGGGCAGCUAAACACUUUGCUGCUGCAGCGGCAGCAGCAAGCAACUCCUAUUUUGCGGCUGUCUGUACACCCCAGAACUGGCGCCGUCUCCCGCAGCCAGAACCCUCCGGAGUUAUUGUCUCGCUGUCCCGUCGGCGGGGCCCCUGCCCGUCUGCGCCUCAGCAGCAGCAGCAGCAGCAGCAGCAGCAGCAGCAGCAGCAGCGGGGGGCGAGUGUUGCAGCUGCAGCACGAGGGCUACCGCGAGCGAAUAGAAGCAGCAGCAAAUGGAACCCUCAGGUGGGGAGAGAAGGAAGCAAAUGAUGGCAGCUGGGUUGAGAAGUGGGCAGUGCAAACACUGCAGCAGCAGCAGCAGCAGCAGCAGCAGCAGCAGCAGGAUCGCGUGCUGGAGUUCGGCCAGAGCCAGGGGAGAAACUACCGCACCAAUGAACG
This is a messenger RNA of Eimeria tenella, 959 nucleotides long. RefSeq lists its product as uncharacterized. The transcript has 2 exons. NCBI's taxonomy places the organism in Eukaryota, Apicomplexa, Conoidasida, Eucoccidiorida, Eimeriidae. The annotation marks the transcript as partial. The record is from RefSeq and is a predicted model, not a curated record.